Molecule: messenger RNA, 1626 nt
Organism: Medicago truncatula (barrel medic)
Lineage: Eukaryota; Viridiplantae; Streptophyta; Magnoliopsida; Fabales; Fabaceae
Product: transcription factor bHLH30
Exons: 3
Coding region: 352-1368 (338 amino acids)
Biological process (GO): regulation of DNA-templated transcription
Molecular function (GO): protein dimerization activity; DNA-binding transcription factor activity
Source: RefSeq, a predicted model, not a curated record
GGUGGGCAAAAGGCUGCAAAGACAAGUUUAUUUAGGAAGGAAAAAAAAAACAAAUAAACCAAAAAGAGAGCAACAAAGCACAAAGGGAAAGGAAAGUUUAUGUGUUGAAUGUAAAAAGAUCACUACGCACAAAUGUUUGUGGCAGAAAAAACCUACCAAGUGAAAGAGAUUUGACAUUGCAAGAAGCAUAUAUAUUAGAGAGAGAGAGAGAGAUCUAAAGCCUUGGACUUUUCUUUGGCCGCCCACCACCAUAAGAGAAACAAACAAAGAAAAUAUAACUCAUUGAUCCCCCACCAUUAUAGAAUCAAUUAGAACAAUAUCUAUCAAAGGAAUUAACAAGAGAAACCAAGUAUGAUACAAGAAGAUCAAGGACAGUGUUCAUCUCAAACAAUCAAUAACUUUGAAACUUAUCAGCAAGAGCAGUUUCUCCUUCAACAACAGAUGAUGAGGCAACAAAAUAGUGAUCAUCAUAUAUUUGGUGGAGGAAGGUCUAUGUUCCCUACAGCAGGAGGUGAUCAUAAUCAAGUUUCACCAAUCUUGCAACAAACAUGGUCUAUGCAACAACUUCAUCAUCAUCAUCAUCCUUUCAACCCUCAUGACCCUUUUGUUAUUCCUCAACAACAAGCUUCACCUUAUGCAAGUUUGUUCAAUAGAAGGGUUCCUUCUCUUCAGUUUGCAUAUGAUCAUCAUGCUGGUUCUGAGCAUCUUAGGAUCAUAUCAGAUACACUUCAACAUGGAUCAGGUUCAGGACCUUUUGGUGGUUUUCAAGGUGAAGUUGGAAAGAUGAGUGCUCAAGAAAUUAUGGAGGCUAAGGCUCUUGCUGCUUCCAAGAGUCAUAGUGAAGCUGAAAGAAGACGCAGAGAGAGAAUCAAUAACCAUCUUGCUAAGCUUCGCAGCUUGUUGCCAAGCACAACCAAAACAGACAAAGCAUCAUUGCUAGCAGAAGUUAUACAACAUGUAAAAGAAUUGAAGCGUCAAACAUCAUUGAUAGCAGAAACAAGUCCAGUUCCAACUGAAUGUGAUGAAUUAACAGUAGAUGCUGCAGCUGAUGAUGAAGAUUAUGGAUCAAAUGGAAAUAAGUUUAUCAUAAAAGCCUCACUUUGCUGUGAUGAUAGGUCAGAUCUUUUGCCUGAACUAAUCAAGACAUUGAAAGCAUUAAGGUUAAGAACACUCAAAGCUGAUAUAACAACACUUGGAGGACGUGUUAAGAAUGUUUUGUUCAUCACUGGUGAAGAAGAUGAUCAUGAAUAUUGCAUUAGUUCAAUACAAGAAGCACUGAAAGCUGUGAUGGAGAAGAGUGUUGGAGAUGAAUCUGCUUCUGGAAGUGUUAAGAGACAAAGGACUAAUAUAAUAUCAAUAUCUAAUUAAUUAGAAUUGAUUAAAUUAUGGUCUUUAUAAAUUUUAUCUAAUUAAAGGCCUAUUAUUAUAUUAGUAUAUGGUACUUGGUUAUUAUAUAUUUUUUAUUUGGGAUAUUUAAAUUUUUAUCUUUUUUUUUUGGGGGUGGUUUUCUUUUUCUUUUCUUUUCUUUUUUCAUGGUGUGUUGUAAGAUGUUGUUAUGUAUAUGGUCUCAUUGAAACAUGAUGAUGAGACAAUGAGGUAAUGAUAAUUUGGUGGUUUUUCUUUUUA